GCCACCAUACUACGUCAGCGGAAGUGUUUUGAGCGUUCGCGAGCUAGGUCACAUUGAAUCAGUGGGGGUAAUGUUUUAAGAAAAAUCAUCACAAUGGAGGCAACAAAUACAGAGGAAGCCCAGCUGAGGCAUGUGGAGAAGGAUGUGCUGAUCCCCAAGAAGAUGAGGGAGAAAGCCAAGGAGCUCUGUGCUGACAAGGUUGAAGCCUUCAGCCACUGCUGUAAAGAGUCUGGUUUCCUCAUGGUGUUGAAGUGUCGGGGGGAGAACGCAGCCCUGAAGGAAUGUCUGACACGACACUACCAGGACCCCGCGUUUUUCGAAGAGUGCAAGCAGGAGUACAUUCGAGAGAAGCUGGAAUUUGAGAGGACGGGGAUUCCAGCCAAGAACAUGAAACAAAAACUUCCGACUAGCAUGUAAAAUAACAACACAACUAGCUUUAUUUUUGAAGUGUACACAGACUUAAACUCUGCCCAGAACUGCAGGAUUACGUGGCAGUGCUAUGGACAAGUGGUUGUAUUUCUUGUAAAGCUACAUGCUUAUGCGUGGGGAAAAGGUGAGUGAAAUUAUUUGGAUCAUAAAGAGUGAUCAGAAUGUCACAAAUAUGUGAUUGUACUGUGAUAUAGUAGCCACCUGGAAGAGUUUCAGUGCAGGGCAGCACAUGGUGCGCAGCUGUAAACUGAGGGAUGCUUUGCACCUGUUGAACCACUUGAACAUGUCUAUUGCUCCUGCAGUGACGGCACGAGUGACGAAUCUGCUCAGUUGCCUUUGGCUGGACCCACAGCUUUGAAAUUCACCUGCAGAAGUUGUCGUGUAUUAACUUACAAAGGAUUUGAUUUAAAAAAAAAAAAAAAAGUAAUGGAAAUCAGAGAUGGAGAUUUGUACACUAUAACUUGGAGGUAAUAAUAAAACCCUGUGUGAUCAUGUGAUUGUUGCAAAUAUUAAAAAUUUUGAAAGCAAAA
Molecule: messenger RNA, 959 nt
Organism: Neolamprologus brichardi
Lineage: Eukaryota; Metazoa; Chordata; Actinopteri; Cichliformes; Cichlidae
Gene: cmc1
Product: C-x(9)-C motif containing 1
Cellular component (GO): mitochondrion
Source: RefSeq, a predicted model, not a curated record